Molecule: messenger RNA, 1121 nt
Organism: Halichondria panicea
Lineage: Eukaryota; Metazoa; Porifera; Demospongiae; Suberitida; Halichondriidae
Product: ATP-dependent RNA helicase DDX18-like
Biological process (GO): maturation of LSU-rRNA from tricistronic rRNA transcript (SSU-rRNA, 5.8S rRNA, LSU-rRNA)
Cellular component (GO): nucleolus
Molecular function (GO): nucleic acid binding; ATP binding
Source: RefSeq, a predicted model, not a curated record
AUGGCUAUCCUUAAGAAUGAGGCGAAGGAGCCUCAAAAAGUAAAGGUGAAAGCUAGAAGUCGUGUCAAAACUGAGCUGACAAGUUUCGCUGAAGUCAGUGGAGCUGGUGAGGGUAGUGGAGUGGGUGGAGCUUGUAAGGGUAGGAGAAACACAUCAGGGUUCCUGUCCAAGAAUCUCCAAUGUCUAAUCAUCGACGAAACUGACAGAAUCUUGGAGAUUGGAUUUGAGGAGGAAAUGAAACAGAUCAUUCGUUUGCUUCCCAAGAAUCUUCAAACUGUUCUGUUCUCUGCUACUCAGACCCGUAAUGUGGAGGACUUGGCUUGUAUCUCUCUCAAGAAAGCCCCCCUCUAUGUGGUACCGGGUGUGGAUGACCACAAGGAGGCCUCCACUGUGGACGGACUAGAGCAGGGGUACGUGGUGUGUCCGUCAGAGCAGAGGUUUCUUCUCUUAUUCAUCCUCAAGAAUAACCUCCGUAAGAAAGUGAUGGUCUUCUUCUCUUCUUGUAACUCUGUCAAGUUCCACUCAGAUCUCCUCAAUCACGUUGACAUGCCCGUACUGGAUAUUCAUGGUCGUUAGAAACAACAGAAAAGAACGUCAAUGUUCUUGGAGUUUUGUCAGGCAAGAGAGGGUGUGCUCUUAUGUACUGACAUGGCUGCCAGAGGUCUGGACAUCCCUGAGGUGGACUGGAUAGUACAGUACGACCCUCCAGACGAUUCAAAGGAGUAUAUUCACCUUGUGGGGCGUACAGCAAAAGCAGGGGGACGAGGCCACGCCCUCCUCUUCCUGCUCCCAGAGGAGCUCGCAUUCGUCAAUUAUAAUUAUCAUGCAUACAAAGGUGCCACUGAGCGAGUACGAAAUGGUUAACAAGGAAAUCAGCAAUGUGCAAUCUCGGGUGUCCACAGCGGGAGUGGUAGGAAAGGCAAGGCUCCUCAGAGGGGGGGGGAGCAAGAAGAGGUGGUUACGGAUGGCAGAGCAGAAAAGCCGCCGAGAAAUCACAGAAGUUCAAGAAAUGGAAACCAGCUACCGACAAGAGACAAUUUUCGUACUAAACUAUAAUAUAAUAAUCUAAUGAGUUGUGCUUGCACCCUGUGUCAGUAUUCACUUUUCUCUCUAUGGUGUUA